GGAGACUCGCUGCAGGCGCCUCCGAUACUCAAGGACUCACUUACGCAUUACAGGAUUCCUUGAUCAUGCGCACUUCCUUAGUGAUCGCAGGAUAUCCAGCACUAAAGAGCUGCAGUAUCUCAGCCUUCGCUACGCCUCUGGCUACCUCCUGCGGCUGAGCCAUCAGAUGCUUGCCGAGUUCUCCUCCGCUCCCUCGCUCUCGUCGGCCUUCGCACCCGAACCCCCGCCAGAAAGUAAGCGAGCACGACGGCACCGACGAUCACCGCAUUCAUCCCCUGCGGCGCUUGAAGCGUGCCGAUGGACUCGCUGAGCUGCUCGGCAGCGGCAGCAGAAGAUGCUCCCGAGCUGGCGCCCAGGCCGGCGCACAGGGGAAGCAGCCCGCCGGCGGUGGGACGCGGGACCCGAGCCACCAACCACGCUGGUGCGGAGAGGCGCCCCUCCAUGCGGCAGUACGAAGAGCCGCCGUGUGCGGGUGGGGGUCCAGUGCAAGAGCCGCCCGAGCCGCCCAGCCCACCCCGAAAAAAUCCCCAGCAAUCCCGGCGCGGAGAGGCGCCCCUCCCACACCAGCCCUCCACGGAGAGGUGCCUCUCCGUGCGCCCAGACGUCGGAGACACAGAGACCAGAUGAGUGGCGCCGCUGGGGGGGCGCCCGGGCAGGUGACUCCGAAGACCCAGCGGCACACACCGGGCCGAGCCCAAAACAGCU
Prorocentrum cordatum is the source of this 705-nucleotide messenger RNA. The record is from the annotation of a GenBank genome assembly. Lineage: Eukaryota; Dinophyceae; Prorocentrales; Prorocentraceae.